GCAUAACUUCUGUAAAAUCUCCUAUUUUUGUACACAGAUUAAAUAAACAUUCUUUCUAAAGUGUGGAGGAGAUUUUAGAAAAAAACAAAGAAUGCGGUCUGAGCACUUCCUCUCGCUGUCCUGUGUUUCACGCCUAACAAAAAGUGUUUCCUGACUUGAAGCAGAGCGACCGAGUGUCGAGAGAUUGUGUCGAGCGUUCAGCAUGAGGAUCAUACAACUUCUGCUCUAUCUACUUGUGUGCUGUGGAGCUGCUGAAUGUUUCACAGAGAAGUCUGUAGAUUUGGGACAAAAUGUGACUCUAAAGUGUGAAGUGGCUGUGAAAGACGUGUACUGGUUCCUGAUGAAGGCGUCAGAACCUCCAGUGUUUAUAUUACGCUCUUUUAAAAUAAAACCUUUGGAUGCACAAUACAGUAACACAACCUUCAACAAGACAUUCUCACUUUUGUAUAACAGCAGUUUAUUUAUACACAAUAUCAGUACUAAUGAAUUAGGAGUAUAUUGUUGUAUUCAUACUCCUAGUAGUUCACCUCUAAUCAUCAGCCGUGGAAUCAGACUUUACAUCCAGAGUCACUCAGCUGGAAAUCAGACCACGAUUAGAGAAGAUGAACAGAUGCAGAAUCAGACGGACAAGGAACCUAAAGUGAUCUAUUCCUUACUUCAACCUUUCAUUGUAUCAGUAAUAAUGAACUGCACUCUGGCUCUUGUGGUUUCAGUUUUUACGGUUGAGCGCUGCAGAAGAUCUCCAAAAACCCAAACACAACCUCCUGGUUUACAUCAGCAACAGGACAACAUCAACCCUGUGUAUGCUGAGGUGCAGUACAACGCGAGAAACAGAUGUGUCACCACGACUGGCCCCAACAGCACAUACGCUCUACUGCAGGCACCAAACCCGUGACCCGGCAAGAUCUCACCCAGAACAGUGACCUCACCCAGACCUCCCACAGCUGGUCCACAUCACAUGGACUUUAUAUGCUAUUUCUUCUUAUUCAAGAAUUCCCUUUUUUUAAGCUACUGAUUUGUGAUGGACAAUUCACUAAAGAUUCAUUUGUGCAGUCAGAUGAAUCAACUCACAAGCACAAACAAAUCUUCAUCUUCUUAAUUUUUAAAGCUUAAUCUUUAUAAUAUAAAUCUAUAUAUUUAUAUUUGAAAUGGGAUUUUUUUAUAUGGAUGUAGUAGUUACAAAUGAAACCUUGACAGUGUUAGAGUUGUGUAAAGAGAUUAUGUGAAAGAAUCAAAUCACUGAGGUGACUCAGUGGGCUGAAGUGAGUCAUGUCUAGUCAGUGUUCUGGCUAGAAAGUCAGCCACUUUAACAAGCAUUUAAAAAUAAUAAGAAAAAAAACAUUCAGUUUGUACUGACAAGACUUUUUGUCGUUAUUUGCCCUCUCGCUGGUCGAGAGAUUCCCAUAAUGUGCUGAACGGGUUUCAGAUUCAGUGUUUACAUUCGGUUUAUGUGUCUUAAAUAUGACCGUGCAAUUAAAUACAGUAUCUUUAGCCUGAA
This is a messenger RNA of Tachysurus vachellii, 1498 nucleotides long. RefSeq lists its product as uncharacterized. The transcript is spliced from 5 exons. The record is from RefSeq and is a predicted model, not a curated record. NCBI's taxonomy places the organism in Eukaryota, Metazoa, Chordata, Actinopteri, Siluriformes, Bagridae. The coding region runs from base 203 to 895 and encodes 230 amino acids.